ACCUUCCAAACCCUGCCGUUCGGAAGGUAUUUAUUCGCUCUGGGCUAGGAGGGUCGUAAACCAGAGUGUGGAUCGAGCACAUGAGAGCUUGAUGAUAAGAAACAAGACACUGGUUGUUGGAACGACAACGAAUACUCAGUCCAUGUCACACGACUCUCUUUUCGAUACUCCCUACGCACAAAGUCACGAAAUCCUGCUCGAAGUACAUUAGGAGCGAGGACGCAAAAGACAUAAGCAGAAGAACAACCAAUUCGCAGUAUUGAGAGUGAGAGUGAUCAAGAAUGCCUGAAGGGGAGACUGGAUAUACCUUUGACAACAGCUGUCGAAUAUCACAUGGAUUGGCACAUGUCAAGAAGCCCUUCAAUAACAUCGAUUUGACGAUGCAUGAGCUGUGUUCAAGGAGCAAACAGCUCUUCUCCGGCCAGCUUGGAUUUAUCGAAUUUACGUCGGAACUGCGUCUGCCACGUCAUAUUCACAUGGCCCUGGACAAACAGAAACUGACAGAUGAGCGCAUCUUGGUGCUACACGGGGUGGGAAUGGUUGAGAUCGCUGGCACGCUGUACGCUGUUGCCCCGGGCUCCCUCGUUGACAUCAUCGGCGGAGUUCCUCACACAUGGACUGCUUGUCCUCCUGGGGUGAGACUGCCUGACGGCUCGGUCUCGAAUGGGUCGUUCACCAUGGUCUACGAAUAUGAGGAGCCAACUCGUUUCUUUCCAACAGCAUCCACCAAGGUCGUGACAGAAGUGUCAGAAUACGUGGCAUUUGAGGGCUCAUACGAUGAUAUCCUGAUACCAAGACUGAGCGCUAAGGAGGCCGUGAAGAGCGUCAAAGUUGUUUUCAACAAGGAGCUUCAGGAGCUCCAACUAGCUUGAAUAUUCCAAAGCCUGUACAUGAAUCUUGCUGCAG
Cladophialophora immunda is the source of this 906-nucleotide messenger RNA. RefSeq lists its product as uncharacterized. The transcript has a single exon. The coding region runs from base 282 to 872 and encodes 196 amino acids. The record is from RefSeq and is a predicted model, not a curated record. Lineage: Eukaryota; Fungi; Ascomycota; Eurotiomycetes; Chaetothyriales; Herpotrichiellaceae.